AUGGGCUGCAGCCCCAAUGAUGAUGCGCAUCCGACUCGGGGGCUGAGAGGAGCAUGCAAGUUCUCCUUAAACCAGCAUCGUCUGACAGUUGAUACCAACCUGGAGCUGAGUGAGGGAGGAUUUGGACAAGUCGCGGUGGCCCAUUUUCACAUUUCUCUCUCUCUCUCUCUCUCUCUCGCCAAGUACCAGCUCGACCCUUGCUUCCGGACUCAUCAUCGCUGCUGCCAUUCGUCCCUUUGCCAACCCCUUCUACCAGUCACCCCUCGGUCUGAGCCUGUGACAACAGCGCUCCUCUCGUCAUCCAGCCUCCCAGCUAGCCAUAACUGUGUCCCAGAUGACCUGGAUACCAUCGUCACCUUGGCCUUAGUUUGA
This is a messenger RNA of Protopolystoma xenopodis, 372 nucleotides long. NCBI's taxonomy places the organism in Eukaryota, Metazoa, Platyhelminthes, Monogenea, Polystomatidea, Polystomatidae. The record is from the annotation of a GenBank genome assembly.